AUGUCAGAUCUUGUAGGUGGGGCAGGAAUGAGCGGGCGGAGUCAAAAUGGAAGCGGACUCGGUCCCGUACCGGCUCCUCCACCUAUAGGCGGCGAAGGCGGCAGAGCUACACCGCCGACAGAGAUUAUGGCGAGGCGACGAGCUCGCGAGGCGAAGAGACGGGAAGAGAACGAGCGCCGAAGACGAGAGGAUGCCGAGGCUCGAGAACGAGCUUUGGAGCGAACUACUGUGGUACAAGAUGAUGGACCUGGCGCUGCUGGCGGACCGAGCAACAGAAGAUCUGGCAGGACAUCCAUUGUGGAUCCAACGGGACAGUCCGUGCAGCCAGAACGAAGACUGGGAGACAGAACAAGUGCCGGUAGUGAAAGAGGUGGUGAUCCAGCAGGAGCACGUACCUCGAGAGUGAUGAGCGAGGACCCCACACAACAAAGAAUCCGUCCGCCUUCAGGUCAGACAAGACCAGCAGAGCCAAUUAGAACCCAAAUCCCAGUAGGGGUACAACCUCUUACCUCUGACAAUCCAGCAUCACAAACGAGGCAGACAUCAAGACCCACCAGAGCGUCACAAACCCGUGGCGAUCGACCAGCAAGUGGAGCAUCUGCUCAACCCCAGGGUGCCGCCGACCAGACUCCGAGGAGUAACGCAUCAUCCUUUCCGCAUGCAUUCGAGAGGUGGGAGCAGCUUUCUUCCCACUGGGAGGGUUUGACAUCUUACUGGAUACACCGCAUCGAGCAAAAUAAAGAUGACCUGAAUCGCGAACCACUAAACCAGCAAAUGGCUCGCCAGGUUACUGACUUGUCUGCAGCUGGAGCAAAUCUGUUUCAUGCUGUCGUCGAGCUGCAACGACUCCGUGCUUCAUCGGAGAGGAAGUUCCAACGUUGGUUCUUUGAGACAAGAGCAGAACAAGAGCGAGCCCGCGAAACUCAAGCCAAGCUUGAAGAACAAUUGAGAACCGAGAGGCAGGCCCGCACAGAAAAUGUGACUAGCUCGGCACGUUAUGAGAACGACAUUAGGCAAGCUCUGGCGGCAAGGCAUUUGGCAGACACACAAGUCCGAGAGGUCAGGCGAGAGCUUACCAUCUCCAAAGACGAGGCACGCCGAGCGUGGGAGGAGCUUGGUCGACGAGAGCAAGAGGAGCGCGAUCGAAUGAUGUCUCUAAAAGCCGGGCGGACCACUUAUGUUGGCGGUGUUGAGGUAGUGCCAAUGCUCCAGAACACAAGUAGGCCAGGCACACAGCCUUCGACAAGAGAUAGUCAAGCCAGGGCCCUGUCUGGCUAUGACAGCCGAUCGAAUGAGCCAGUCUAUGGAUACGAUGCAGCAAGAAAUGAUCCCAUUCCACCGAUACCGGCAGCUCAGGGAUACCAGCAGACCUCGAAUACAUCGUCCGCCGCGUUGCAAGCAGCACAAGCGGCUUCAGCCCCAACAUCUCAAGGCCAAUCACAGGGUAUCCGUACGACAACUACCACGACAACAAUGCCGAGUGGGGGAACGUAUCUAUCUUACUCCAAUGGCGACACGUAUGCAAGGCAGCCGCCUGCUACCUUUUAUCAGCAUGAGGGCACAACCAUUCAUCCGGAAGGACGAGCCGCCAGUAUCGUGGAAGGCGACGAGCGCUCCUACGUCCCUUCGGUGUCCCCAUCCGUGAGCGAGGUGGAUUACGAUCUGGACGAGAAUGGUGAGGUUCGGCGUGAUGCAACUGGCAAUCCUAUAGUGUCCAGACGUGGCCUCGGAUCUGAGGACAGUGACGAGUAUAAUGUCGAAUCCCAGGUUGAACGAGAACGUCAGUAUGGUCAAACGUAUGGCUCACCCAUGUCCGGCGUGGAGUAUGGCUCUGGACCCACGACGACUGCUCCAGCAGACUAUGAAGGUAGAGGCUACGGAACAGGGUUUGAGUCCACCCCGCAUCAUCAUCCUACCCGCCUGAGCGAUGUUCCUGAGGAAGACGAGAGAAGCAGAACGAGUUUGAGUCGGGCUAGUCAGCAUAGCCGAGGUUUGAGAUAG
Messenger RNA from Bacidia gigantensis, 2001 nucleotides. RefSeq lists its product as uncharacterized. Bases 1 to 2001 code for a protein of 666 amino acids. NCBI's taxonomy places the organism in Eukaryota, Fungi, Ascomycota, Lecanoromycetes, Lecanorales, Ramalinaceae. The record is from RefSeq and is a predicted model, not a curated record. The transcript has 2 exons.